This is a messenger RNA of Blepharisma stoltei, 1736 nucleotides long. The record is from the annotation of a GenBank genome assembly. Lineage: Eukaryota; Ciliophora; Heterotrichea; Heterotrichida; Blepharismidae.
AUGAGAGACCAAUUAAAGCUGUCCAUGGAAUUAAAGGCUAUCCUUGCUUCUGACGACCUUAAUAAUUUUAAGCAAGCCAAAGUCAGACGAGGCGGAGUUUACGGCAAAGAAAAGAAAACGAUUCUUCACCAGGCGGCGAAGUAUUGUCAAAAUAUUGACAUCCCGUGCUACUGUGUAUAUAAACUGAAAGUCAAUCCAAGCACCAAGACAAGAAAAUCAAGCUCAACCGCUCUCCAUUACGCUUGUAUAUACGGAAGGCUAAAACUCGUAGAGUUCCUCGUGUCUUCUUGUAAAGUCCCUGUUGAUGUACAGAGAAAACAUGGACAGACGCCUUUGUUGCUGGCAGUCCAGCACAAUUAUACUGAGCUGGCUGAGUUUUUGAUAAGCAAGGGUGCUGAUUUGUAUGCUAAAGAUAGCGAAGACUGAUCUUUAGCCCAUUGGGCAGCCAGAAAUGGGAACUCAGACCUGCUGUCCAAGUUGAUAAAAGCUGGUGCUCCUUUUCAUGGAGUCACCAAGAAUUCAGAACAUUGCUUGCAUAUGGCUGCAUGAAGUGGGAAUGUGGAUGUUGUAAAAACACUUUUCUCCUUGUUCUAUCCUUUUGCUUGCGGUGGAAAGGGUACCGUGCUCCAUUAUGCUAAAUUGCCCUCUUGGUUAGCUUUCAAUAUUUGAUAUUUUUUAUAUAAAAUUAAUUUUAAUAUUCGCAGCCAUAAUAUAAGCAUCUGGAGUCUCUCUAUUAUAUUAUUAAAUAUGUAUUAAAAAUUUUAUAAAAAGAAAUUUAGCUGAUGAGAAAAGCGUUGGUUUCAAAAACUAGAAUUUUUCAAUGGUUGCUAAUCAAGAGGGAGUAUAUUAAAUUAAAGAGUCUUAAGGUCUUCCAGAUUUGAUGCUUCUGCACGAUUGUGACCACCAAGUCCUUGCUUGCCAAGGGCUCGGUUACCUGAACUCUAUCAGCAGCAGUCUUCCCCCAGAACUAAGGACUUGCAAUACAUCUUUGAGUUCCAACAGGUCAGAAAGACCCCUCGGUGCUGUGCGUCUUGCGUGCAAUGAAGGUAAAGGUUAGCCCAAUACCUCACCUCGGCCACCUUGAGGAAAAGUGAUACCCAAGAAAAAAGUCACGAACCUCAAGAACCUGAGGGAAAAGAACAUGUGACCUAAAAACCAUCCGGAUAGCUAAUACUUGGGCUGGAAUGGCCACCAGCUGGCUUCCAAAGCCACUUAACCUAUACAGCAGCUAUACAGUGAGUGCUUAUGAUUAGAUUUAAAGGGCCUGAGCCUUGGUUUAAGCUAUAAAGUCAUUUAGCACUCACAGUGAUAUGUCAUCAGUAAGGACAAAUUUGUUGCCACCACCAUGUUUUUUUUUAAGAGAGAGUAAGGGCAAUUGGGAAAUUGUAGAAUGGAUUAUCGCGAAUACCAUUUGGCAAAAAAUGCCUCGUUUAAGCAUUCUGCUUGAUAUUGGGGCAACCAGCGACUUAAUAGUUCAAUAUUGUAAAGAAGAAAUCAACUUGGGGGUUGUAUUAUUAUAUGAUAGAGCCGAUUUGUUAGAAAUUUUAUAUGUAAAUAAAAAAAUCCAAAUUCAAUUUUUAAUCCGUGAGAGGUUAGGACCAAAAUGCGCUCGGAAAAUAAAAACAUUAGAAAGAUGGGAAAAUGUCAGAGGGUUACUUUUUGUAUAUAAAACAGCUAAGCCUAUUUAUGCAAAAGUACCUUUAUGCAUUGCUAGAGAAAUUUCCGAAUAUAUUUAA